AUGAUAGCGAAACUACUGUAUUUCGUGCUGAAAUCUUCACUUUUCAUAGUGAAUGCAACACUGGUCAGUGUGAUUUUGAUUGGUUGUGCUGAUGGUAAGAAGAACAAAAACGAUACGCAUUCACCACCGCCGACGGCCGACAUUACAACUAAGAAAUCAGUCAAUCAGAAUAGUACGACGAGCACUGAAUUGGAACCACCAAAACAAGCGCCCAGCUGUUCAACGUCAACUCCAUCGCAACCAACAUCACAGUCAGUUUCAAAAGCGAAAACGCCGGAUCGACCUGAUGAAAUCAAAAAUGAAAAACCGAAAAAAUCGGAGAUGAAAUUGGACAAAACACAACGAAUGGCAUCGAAAGAAUCACUGAGACCACCACCACGAACAAUACGAAAUGCUCCAGGGAAGAAAGUGACAAGUAAAGAAGCACAGAAGACGAUGAAAGAUGUCAAAGAGUUUUCGGCACGGGAAGGACCGAUUCUAGACGAAAAAUCGGCAAAUCAACAGGAUUUUGAUGAUUAUUUGAACAAUUUGGGAGAGAAUAAGACAUAA
Messenger RNA from Caenorhabditis briggsae, 549 nucleotides. The record is from RefSeq and is a predicted model, not a curated record. The coding region runs from base 1 to 549 and encodes 182 amino acids. The transcript has 3 exons. Lineage: Eukaryota; Metazoa; Nematoda; Chromadorea; Rhabditida; Rhabditidae.